AUGGCCAUGAUAUCGGAUGCCUGCUAUGCGCUGCACGCGAUCCGGCUGUCGGCUCUGCGCACCACCGAUGACCCACUCACACCACGCAUCAUCACCCUUGACCCAGCCUUUGGCGCCAACCCAUACGUGUCCGCCAUGGGACUGGGUGACAUUGACCGGUGGCCAGAAAUCAAGCGCGCGCUCGACAGCCCACCACCAGACCCACCAGAACGGGAGCCGGGCGACACGGAUGCGAGCGCCGGCGAGGAAGGAGGGAGGAGGAGAGGAGGAGGAGCAACGGGCCUGCGAUACACCCAGACAAUUGUUCCAGGUGGCCGUACUGGUGCGGCAGGGAUGCGUGUGUCUGGAAGGCGUGUGGACGGGAGUGAGAUUCGGAGACUGCGCGCUGGCGCGCAGAGGUCCAACUCGAGCUCGCACGACAACCGACCUCCAGUCCCAUCGCGGUCCAGAGACCGGCCAGCACCGGGGAUGUCUGUCGCCGAGGAUGUGUUCACCGCUGCACCCCCACGGCGCCAGCGUUCGGACUCGGCGCCUGUGAGCGCGCCUAUCACGCCUGUUGUCGAGAGCGCCGACGAGCACGACCUUGGGGGACCUAUCCACGAGACCCCCGAUACCCUCGCGCGCAGCAUGUCUACUACAGACGAUGGUAUCACGGUCGAUACACACGCUGGCCUCCAAGUCGCACCAUCUAUCCUCAUUGGCUCCAUUGCCAUGGCGGGCACUCUGGCGUACAACCCAGGGAGCAGCAUGGGGGUGGCAGCGAGCCAGCUCCCGUCCGACCUGGCCAUGACACAAGCCGACACGGACCCACUAGACGAAGCCCUUGCUGGAGAGGCCGUUGACGAGGGUUCAGAUGUGGGUGAUGACGAGGUCAUGGACGAGGAGGACGACGUUUCCGCCGCGCCACUCAUGGGCGUGGCCCCUGGGCUUGGGAGGCGACCCAGCCUUGGUCCCGACCAUGCCCAUCACCUGCCGAAACGCACCCAUGGAGGCGACGCUGCGCACCGUGUUUCAGUCAUCCACGAGGAAGGCGAACGCCGUUCCUCGACUGAUACGAUGGAAGAGCCCAAGCUCGAGUUUGCCAAACUCGCCGUCGCCUCGACACGGCCACCUGCGUCAUCACUCACGGCCUCGCUCAACCACCAUGUACCGCAUCUUGUAUCCACAGGCGCUGGCGUGGAAGGCGAAGAAGGUGUGGCUGCCACUGGACUCGCCAAUCCCUUUGCCUCGCUAUACGCGUCUGUCGCCGCACCCUCGACUGUGCCUUCCCUCAAGCUCCAGAUCUACUUUCCUCACAGCAACGAGCCAACGGAACCGAUUCUGCUUACGGUACGGAAGGACGCAACUGUCGAGGAGGUCACUGGACACGGUCUUUGGAAGUACUGGGAGGAGGGUCUUGAGCCGCAGUUGGAAGACGAGACCGAGCAGAGCACCGUUGGGUGGGGUUUGCGCAUCGUCGAAGACGAUGGAGAGGUGGACGAGGAUUUCCCAGCCCUCGACCGCGAGAGCCAGAUCGCCAAGUUUUCGUACGGCGAGUUUGCCAUCGUUCAGGCAACUGAUUCGCAAAAAAAGCAGAAUGCAGCCAUGGCGCCUCUCAUCCAGCGCCGUCCUUCACGCAUCAUUCAGCAGAUCCAGCCUCCACAGCUCACGGGUCGACCGGGUGCGCAGGCUGCUGCCGCGGCUGCGGCUGCGAUCGCGGCCAAGCGACCCGGUGCCAUACCAGCCUCACCCGACGACAUCAACAUGCCCCUCGCUACUCCAGACUUGCCUCUCCCUCCGGGCGUGGCCAACAAACAGGUUCUGCUGCGCGUGCACGUGAGCGCAAGUGCCGACGAACACUACACCACGACCAUCAACGUAUCCAACGACACGUACAUUGCAGACAUCACCGAAGUUCUCGUUCAGAAGAAACACCUCGUCAUGCCGCCUUCAGAAUGGGUCCUGUGCCUUGGCGACUUGACCCUCGCCCUUCCACUGGACCGCACCGUCGCGUCUCUGGAGGGCAAAACAGACCUGGCCCUCGUGCGCCGUCAAUGGGCAAUCGAGCAUGGACUGCAACCCCCCGGAAACCAAGGUGGCGACCCCAAUGCGGGGCUGUACAAUAAACGCCAGUCUGAAGCCAGUCCGUAUAACCGGUUUGGUGCUGGUGGCGACUUUGGACAGACGUAUAAAAAAUGGACGGUGCAGCGCAAGACGCCUAUCGGUCGCCACGAGCGCGUGCUCGCCAUUGACGGCGACUACAUUUACAUCAUGCCGUCCGAGAACCGUGGCUUCUUCGACACAAUGAAGGAGACGAGUUUCCACAUUACCUCUGUCAUGAGCUGCAAGCUGUCUGGCCGCGCGGGCGGGUUCAAGAUUUACGUCUUGCGCGAAGGAAACAGGAAGCGAUACGAGUUUGAGGCCGACAAUGGGAAACAGGCCAACGAGAUUAUUGCGAGCGUAAAGCAACUUAUGAAGACGUUCCAGGCUGAACGCAACUCGGUCCUCGCACCGAUGCGCACAAUGUCUCGUUCCGGCGCGCGGCGCAGGUGA
Molecule: messenger RNA, 2532 nt
Organism: Apiotrichum porosum
Lineage: Eukaryota; Fungi; Basidiomycota; Tremellomycetes; Trichosporonales; Trichosporonaceae
Exons: 8
Coding region: 1-2532 (843 amino acids)
Biological process (GO): TORC2 signaling
Cellular component (GO): cytoplasm; TORC2 complex; plasma membrane
Molecular function (GO): phosphatidylinositol-4,5-bisphosphate binding
Source: RefSeq, a predicted model, not a curated record